CUCGUGGGACAUUUCCACGCUUUGAAAGUUUAGAUUCAGUUUUUGUCUAUAUUUAAACAUGACUGCAUGACUUGGUUAUUCAUAAUUCAAGAUCAUGAAAUAUGAUCGGACGUUCUUCGUUUUCUUUGCCGUCUUCUCCUUCUUCUUCAGAUCCUCCAUAGCUGUUGACAGCUUAGCUCCAAAUCAGACUCUCUUGGAUAAUAAUACUACGCUUGUUUCUGCAAGCCAAACCUUUGAAUUAGGUUUCUUUAGUCCAUGGAAUUCCAACAGCCGAUACAUCGGAAUCUGGUUCAAGAAAGUCCCAGAACGAACUGUGGUGUGGGUGGCAAACAAUAACAAUCCAUUGACGGACUCUUCCGGGAUUCUCACAAUCACUCCUGAUGGAAACAUCAUUAUCACCAGCAACAGAAACCAAUCAAGUAUCAUUUGGACUGCAAAUAUAACAUCAAGAACAGUAAGUAAUCCAGUCUUGCAAAUCCUGGACAGUGGAAACCUUGUCCUGAAAAGUAGUACUGACAAUAAUCCGGAUAACUAUGUGUGGCAAAGCUUUGAUUAUCCCCGUGAUACACUAAUUCCAGGCAUGAAGCUGGGAUGGAACCUUAGAACAAAUGAAGAAUUGUACUUAACCUCAAGGAGAAGUUCACAGGAUCCAUCUACGGGUGACUAUACAUACAGAAUGGACCGUCGUGGGUUGCCUUCAAUAGUUCUUCGCCGAGGAUCGCAAGUUCAAUUCAGAAGCGGACCUUGGGAUGGUGUUCGAUUUGGUGGCCAACCUGUUCUGCGAAAAAAUUCAGUUUUUAAUCCAAUUGUUGUGUUCGAUUCAGACAAUUUGUAUUAUGCAUUUGAAAACGUUGAUGUUUCUAUCAUAUCAAGGUUUGUGAUGAACGAGUCAGGCCUCGUCCAGCACCUCACAUGGAGCCAGGACCACUGGAAUAACAUAGCCACAAUGCAAUCAGAUUCUUGUGAUAAUUAUGCAAGCUGUGGAAAUUUCGGGGUUUGUACCUUUUCUAAUUCACUAAGUUGUGAUUGCCUAUCUGGGUUUGUGCCCAGGCAGAGAGAGGCUUGGGCACAGUUUGAUCGAUCAGCUGGAUGCAUUAGGAGGACGCCGUUGAACUGUAGUACCAGUAGCGGAUUCAGAAAGUUUUCGGGACUAAAAUUGCCCGACCCUACGAAUUUUUCAGUGAAUAUAAGUGCAAUGAAUCUGUUCGAAUGCGAGGCUACUUGUUCGAGAAAUUGUUCGUGCGUGGCUUAUGCUAUGACACAAUUCAGUGGAUGUAUGGAAUGGUUUGGGGACUUGCUUGACAUCAGAAAGUAUUCUGAAGGUGGGCAGGACCUGUACGUUAGGAUGCCUGCUUCAGAACUCGAUUCGAGCAACAAAUCUAAGAGAACCGCCGUGCUAGCAUCAGUGGCCGGGAUUUCCUUCCUGGUUCUGCUGGGUGUAAUCAGUUGGUUUGCUUACCGUAAGAAGACUGCUAACCUUAGAAGAGCUUUGGCAGAUCAGGCCAAUCAGCAAUGUGAUAAUCCAAACCAAGAUAUCUAUGAUAAUGCAAACCAAGAUAUCAAUCAAAGCAUUGGAGAUGAAACUCUGGAGUUACCUUUAUUCAGUUUUGUCACAAUUUCAACUGCAACUAAUGAAUUUUCAUUUACAAAUAAAAUUGGGCAAGGUGGUUUUGGCCCAGUUUAUAAGGGUGUCCUCCCAACGGGAAAAGAAAUAGCAGUUAAAAGACUUUCCAAAGAUUCUGGACAAGGCCUUAAAGAGUUCAAGAAUGAAGUUAUCUUGAUCGUGAAACUACAGCAUAGGAAUCUAGUUAAGCUACUGGGUUGCUGCAUUCAUGGAGAAGAGAGAAUGUUAGUUUACGAAUACAUGCCCAACCAGAGUCUGGACUUGUUCAUUUUCAAUCAAACAAAAGAUACAACUCUAAGUUGGCAGAAGCGUUUUGACAUUAUAGCGGGAAUUGCCCGGGGGCUUCUCUACCUCCAUCGUGAUUCAAGGUUGAGAAUAAUUCAUAGGGAUCUGAAAGCAAGUAAUAUUCUUCUGGAUAAAGAUAUGAAUCCUAAAAUCUCAGACUUCGGCUUGGCAAGAACAUUUGGAGGGGAUCAAUAUGAAGAAAAUACAAAAAGAGUCAUGGGCACUUACGGAUACAUGGCUCCUGAAUAUGCUAUAGAUGGACUUUUUUCGAUUAAAUCCGAUGUGUUUAGCUUUGGAGUGCUCGUUUUGGAGAUAGUAAGUGGGAAGAAAAAUAGAGGAUUUCAUCAUCCUGAUCACGACCUCAACCUCUUGGGACAUGCUUGGAAUCUAUGGACGGAAGGAAAUCCUAUGGAUCUUUUGGAUGCCUCAUUAGUGAUUCUCAAUUCAGAAUCUGAAGUGUUAAGAUGUAUCCAUGUCGGCUUGCUGUGUGUACAACAACGCCCCGAAGAUAGGCCUACCAUGUCUAAUGUUUUAUUAAUGUUAGACAUCGAGCACCCAGUGGUUUCUCAACCUAAACAACCUGGUUUUUACUCUGAAAGAUCUCUUAUUGACAUGGCUACGUCUUCAUCAACAGGAAAUAAGCCUCCUACUUCUAAUGAAAUUACUGUAACAUUAUUACAAGGUCGAUAGAAGCCUUUUUCUCUAUAUGUGUGUAUAUAUUUUUCAUUUUGAUGGUAAAUUAAUCAAUAUUAAUACAAAAGAAAGUAUUGCUUUA
This is a messenger RNA of Olea europaea var. sylvestris, 2684 nucleotides long. Its product is annotated as G-type lectin S-receptor-like serine/threonine-protein kinase At4g27290. Gene Ontology annotation, biological process: protein phosphorylation; recognition of pollen. Gene Ontology annotation, molecular function: protein serine/threonine kinase activity; ATP binding. Lineage: Eukaryota; Viridiplantae; Streptophyta; Magnoliopsida; Lamiales; Oleaceae. The transcript has 7 exons. The coding region runs from base 95 to 2599 and encodes 834 amino acids. The record is from RefSeq and is a predicted model, not a curated record.